Molecule: messenger RNA, 726 nt
Organism: Penaeus monodon (black tiger shrimp)
Lineage: Eukaryota; Metazoa; Arthropoda; Malacostraca; Decapoda; Penaeidae
Source: RefSeq, a predicted model, not a curated record
CCGCAGAGCUACGACCAGACGACCCUCCUGGGUUCCUCCUCGCAAGACGGCCUCCUGCCACGACUUCUUGAACGACUCGCGGCCGCCCAGUCGCACAGCGUGGUGAUCCUCGAAGGACCCGGAGCGGCACUCUGCCUUCUGCGGCUCCACGACCUCCCAGGAACCCUUCUGCUGGAGUCCCUGAAGGCCGUGCGGAUCGGCCACAACAUCACCUUCGUCGUGGAGACGCGCGAGGACGAGCCCCUGCCGGCGUGGGUGCUGGGGCGGGCGUGCGUGGUGCAGCUCGACCCGGCCGUCCUCUCCGCUGCCUCUCUCCUCCCCGUCCCCGCCCUGACCCCGCCCCCACCGCUCUCGGAUCGCCACAGCCACAGCAGCGCCACGCCCAGAAGCUCCAGCAAGCCCAGUACGCCCCGCCCCGUGGACUCCGCCCGCUCACAGGCUGACGAGGGCGAGCCCACGCCUGCGAUGCUUAUGGAGUACCUCGUGCACCGCCUUCUGCAGCCCGUGUUAGACUUGGCGGCAGGGCACUUCGGCAUCCCCCUCGCGGCCGUCGAUCUGAUCAAACAAAUCGAAGAGCUUCUGGGUGGCAGCCUGACGUCACUCGGCGCAGGAGAAGAGCUGGCCGCGGCGGAGGUGGCGCGCACGGUGGAGGCGCUGGUGCAAGGGACGCGAGUCACUGGAGUCUCCCGCGCCAGAGCUCCUGCGGGCCCCAAAGGCCCGCCCUAA